GUCCGACCACUUCCGCCGCUUUGGGCUAGCGAUACACUUAUCUCCCUGUCCUGUGUCAAGUAAACCUGGACUGUCUGAACUCUGUCUCCCUCAGACCAGCGACCAGACCCGGUUCUGCCUAGAGACCCAAAGGCUGAGAGCUCCAAUGCCCAGUUGUGUCCCGGUCAGUCCCAGGACGUCUGUGGGUGGAGAUGGCUCAUAGAGAGAGAACAGAGAUUCGAACGGAGCAAAGGGAAACUUUGAAAUCGUUUUUUAAGGAGGGAAUGACACGUGUUGGUUCACCCUUAAUACCAAAAGCCGCAUCAGCUACUGGUUUGGAAACCUGUGUCAUAGAGAACUGGAUUGGAAACUACAGAAGGUCCUUCAAAGCUCCUUCUGAGCCGCGGCCCUCAAAGCCGAAGCUUCACACACGAGAGCUGUCGCCAUACAAUCUUUUUUGUAGGGACCUCCUCAGAAACAAAGGCACAUUAAACGAUAUUAAGGGCAGGUGGUCGACAUUAGGGGAAGACGAGAAGCAGAAAUACUAUCAAGAAGCAGCAGCACUGAGGUCACAAGGCCUGGCAGAGGAGCUCAGCCCCGAGAUGAGGGAGCUCAAAAUUAAAAAGCACCUGAAGCAGCUGAAGUUUGAGGUGUCCAGACUUGAGGCUUUGGGUGUGGAAACGGCCAUUUUGUCAUUUGACCGCCAUAAAUCCAGCUUAGAGGUGUAUCAGCUGAGCAGCAAAGGAGCAAAGGACACAGUCAACAACUUUGCACUCUACUUUAAAGCCAGCUUCUCAGCCCCAACAGCUCCUCAGCCACAACGCCAACACCAAAGAUCAAGCCGCAAAACCAAAGAUCAAGUAGAUGUGCUGGUUAAAAAAGUGCAGGAUGUGUUCAACCAAAAAUAUAAGGAGGCUGGAGGUAUUGGGAGGCUCCCCUAUCAGUCCUUGAUGAAUCAAAGCUUGAACAUAAAAGUUGCCGGACUGCCCAACGGCCUCACGCUCAAGAAGCCAUCUUUUUAUGGAAGGAACCAAUUGGAAGCCAUUUUGAACGAUGCUAAGCAGAUUUCAUUCAAAAUAUAUGCAACACGAUGCCACUGCACUGACACAGCAGAGGAGCUUUCAGAGGACAUGGACGCAGAAGACACAGCAGACGGCAUCCAGACGAAGUCGCUGGAGAAGAUAUUAAAGGCCAUGUGUAGAAAUGAUCCUCUGAAAAAAAUUAAGGCCAAGUCGAAGAGAAGAGAGAAGGGAGUUCAGUCGCCAAGGUCAAGUUUUGAGGAGAUGGAGGUCACCAUUGAGGACGAUGAUGAAUGCAACAGUGUGAAGAACAGACUAUCUGACUUGGAGAGUGAUAUGGAAAACGCCACAGAAACAGCUGAGCUGAGUGCUCCAGGAGCUGAUAACAGCUGUGAUGGAGACGUCUACGUACCAGUAAUUCCUCAGAGUUACAAAACAUCUGAACUUAAACUGGAGUGUGAAGAAGAGGAGCUGGAGCCAUGGCAGAAACACACUUUACAUGUUCGCUUGAAAGAAGAGCAUGAUGUUGGAGAGUUGAGUGAUGACAAAACAGAUUGUAAACCAGAUCCUUCAUCUCUUCAGAGCUGGGCAGCUGGUCAGCACACUGUGACACCUGAAGCCUGUGGCGCUGUCCACACUUCUGAGGGACAUCAAAUCAGCAACAACCCCGUGUCCUUAUCCAGUGUCCAGAGUCCUGAAGUAUAUGCAACAUCAUCUGACAAACUGCAGUCAGACCAGUCCAACUCACAGACCCUCUCUGUACCUUUUCCUCCACCGUCCUUUACUGUAAUCAAACUCGAACCAAAUGGAACAUGAAACAAUAAAUAAUAAACGUUAAUAUACCAAAAGCUGUAAUGGAUAAGUUCACAACUUGUUAUAAGAUCACACAAUUUGUUGUCAAACAGAAUUGUGUAAUAUCCAAUGCACAGACUCCGGUAGCUCCUUCCACAUGACGACAGUCUGGGAAACCCUGGUCACAACACCUGUUACCUCAUUUUCCAAGUCCAAAUAAAAAAACUCCAUUAAGUUAAAUCUUUGGUAGCAGCCAGUCACUUACAUUCCACGUCAAAUGUACAGGUUUUAUUGUAAUAUAUUGUACAGUGAAAUAAAUUCUUUAAU
This is a messenger RNA of Epinephelus moara (kelp grouper), 2117 nucleotides long. RefSeq lists its product as uncharacterized. Gene Ontology annotation, cellular component: nucleus. Gene Ontology annotation, molecular function: DNA-binding transcription factor activity. The record is from RefSeq and is a predicted model, not a curated record. The transcript is spliced from 16 exons. Bases 192 to 1814 code for a protein of 540 amino acids. NCBI's taxonomy places the organism in Eukaryota, Metazoa, Chordata, Actinopteri, Perciformes, Serranidae.